Messenger RNA from Pomacea canaliculata, 2907 nucleotides. Its product is annotated as granulins-like. Bases 155 to 2719 code for a protein of 854 amino acids. The record is from RefSeq and is a predicted model, not a curated record. NCBI's taxonomy places the organism in Eukaryota, Metazoa, Mollusca, Gastropoda, Architaenioglossa, Ampullariidae. The transcript has 20 exons. Gene Ontology annotation, cellular component: extracellular region.
UUUAUUUGAAAGUUUUAUUAGUUGGUUUCGCGGAUAACACAUCACAUGACAACAGCCUGCACAUGACAUUUGAUAGCCGCUGUACAAGAGAAGGAAGUUUGUGUUGGAACAUUAGGAGCUCAGACACUUUCAACUUCUUUUGUGACAACUGCAGAUGAUGUCAGCCUUCUGGUUAGCAGCAGUCUCUGUGCUGCUUGUGGCAUCUAUGGCACUGGGACAGGAGAGGGAUGUAAAAUGUGAAAAUGGGAAAAGUUGUCCUGAUGGUACUACUUGCUGUAAGACGGCCAAUUCAGAAAUUGUCUGUUGUCCUUUUCCUUCGGCAGUUUGCUGCUCAGAUAAAAUUCACUGCUGCCCUCAGAAUACCAAGUGUGAUGUCUCAAAUGGUACAUGCAUACAGAAAGAUAAUAUCCUUCGGUUUCUAAGUAAAGAAAAGACUGAAGGUGUGAAGAAAACAAAAGCUGCAUCAUUGUCAGUACCUGGGGACACCUAUAAUAGACCUAUUCACAUACUCAGUUCUGGUUGGCAGCAGGCAGAAACAGCCAUGGAGGAGCUGAGAGAAAAAUGGACUACAUGUCCUGAUGAUGUCUCUGAAUGUCCUUCUGGAAAUACAUGCUGCAGACUUAAGUCAGGUGUCUUUGGAUGCUGUCCAUUUGAAAAUGCUGUAUGCUGUGCAGAUGGCAUCCACUGUUGCCCUGAAGAUUUUCACUGUAAUGAAACACAAAGAAUAUGUAAUUCCAAAAAGCUGGGUUUCUCUAUGAGCUGGAUGGACAGAAAGCCAAUCAGAGCUCGUCCAGUUGUGCGAGACACUGCCAAUUUGACAUGUCCCAAUAAUAAGACUGUUUGCCAGCAGAAUGACACAUGCUGCAAUGCAACAAGUGAUUUUGGAUGCUGUCCCUUGUCUCAGGCUGUGUGCUGUAAAGAUAAUGCUCACUGCUGCCCUCGUGGAUCUGUGUGUGAUUUGGUCAACAAACGAUGCAUCGCACAGGACAACUGGAUACAGCCAAUGGUGGAGCGUCAAGUAAAGAACCCUGUGACCACUGUCAAAGUAAGCCUAAAGACAAUGUUUUUCUUGCCAAAGGCUAGUGGGGUUUGGUGCCCAGAUGGUCAGAUGUGUCCAGAUGGUGAGACAUGCUGUCAGAUGUCAGAUGGGUCAUAUGGGUGCUGCUGUUUCAGUGAUGCUGUCUGCUGCAGUGACCACAUCCACUGCUGUCCUCAUGGGUUUCAGUGUGACUACGCUAAGCAGGGCUGUGUUGGAGGUUGGGUGAUUGCAAGAUGGUCUAAACUUGUACAUCCAACGCAAAGUAUCAAGCAACAUACUCAGGUUCCUACAACAGUGACUUCUUCUAAUAUCUUGUCAAGUAAAUAUACAUCAAAAAUAGUGUGUCCUGAUGGUGAGACUCAGUGCCCGGAUAAUAACACUUGCUGCCCAACAACAUCUGGAGAAUCUGGCUGCUGCCCUUUGCCACAGGCUGUUUGUUGCUCUGACAAAAUACACUGCUGUCCAGCUGGUACAGUCUGCAAUCUAACAUCGUCAACUUGUGAUGCCAAUCAGCACUCAAAACAGCAGAUAGGAAACCAGCCUGUAGAAAAAGUGCUGGUCAUUGGAAGUGUUAUUUGCCCUGGGGGUCAGUAUGAAUGUCCAGAUGGAAAUACCUGCUGUCCAAUAGGUGAUCAGUAUGGAUGCUGUCCCUUGCCAAAUGCUGUCUGCUGUUCUGACGGAGAACACUGCUGCCCCCAAGGAUAUAAAUGCGAUGUUUCUGCUGGACAAUGUAUUAAGGGUGAGCAGUCUGUGGCCUGGCACAAGAAGAAACCAGCACUUGUUAAGGAAUCACUUGAGCCGCAAUGUCCUGAUAAGAAAACCGGGUGCCCAGGUGGUCAGACAUGUUGUCAGUCAAAAUCAGGAGACUGGGGCUGUUGCCCUCUGUCAAAUGCCGUAUGCUGUUCUGAUGGGGUUCAUUGCUGUCCUCAGUACUUCAUAUGUAACUCUACAACAGGAAAGUGUGAUGCAAGGUUAUUCUCUGUUGCUUGGUCAGAGAAACAACUUUCUUUUAAUAAGCAGCCUGUAGGAAAUGUCAUCUGUCCUGAUGGACAGUCUGAGUGCGGCGAUGGUCAGACUUGCUGUCAGCAAAAGGAUGGUACUUGGGGGUGCUGUCCAUUACCAAACGCUGUCUGUUGUACUGAUGGCGUGCAUUGCUGUCCACAAGGCACUACUUGCAACCUUUCUACAGGACAGUGUGAUAGCGCUCAGAUCUCUGUUCCUUGGCAGCAAAAGCUGGCAGCAAUCAAACAGAUUUCCACAGAAAAUGUAAUCUGCCCAGACAAGAAGUCAGAGUGUAGUGAUGGUCAGACAUGCUGUAGGAUGGGAUCAGGACAGUUUGGUUGCUGUGGUGUGCCAAAUGCAGUAUGUUGUCAAGACGGCUUACACUGUUGUCCCCAGAAUUACACAUGUGAUGAAACAUCUGGUCAAUGUCAGUUAAAUUCCAUCGAUUCUAAUCAGGUCUGUCCUGAUGGAAAGUCUCAGUGUGAACAAAGUGAAACCUGCUGUCUUCUCACUUCUGGCUCAUAUGGCUGCUGCCCCCAUCCUUCUGCGGUGUGCUGUGCUGAUCACUUGCAUUGCUGCCCACAGGGCUUCACCUGUGACACAGCCAAGGGUCAGUGCCUUCAAAGUGGCAUUGUUAAGCCCUGGGUGCAGAAGAAACUAGCACAGCCCCUACAUUAAGUCAAGGCAUCUUGAUGCAUAUCAUGACUGUCCAGGGUGCAAUUGGAGAGGUUUCUUUUUUUGUGUGGAUUGGUCUGAAGUGGCUGUUAAUAUGAAAAGCAAAAUUUUUUGUACAAAGACUUUUCUAUAAGCAUUCCAAGAAUAUUUUGUGCAUGUGAUUUCUUGAAAUAAAUGUGAUAUGUUUGCUA